This is a messenger RNA of Phytophthora infestans T30-4, 345 nucleotides long. RefSeq lists its product as uncharacterized. NCBI's taxonomy places the organism in Eukaryota, Oomycota, Peronosporomycetes, Peronosporales, Peronosporaceae. The transcript has 2 exons. Bases 1 to 345 code for a protein of 114 amino acids. The record is from RefSeq and is a predicted model, not a curated record.
AUGUCUGCUAAGGCCAUCGGCAGCCGUCUGAGUGGCCACAGAGACGAGGACGCAUUUGAGGUGGUGAACGACGGCAUUUCCGUCCUUCAGGAAGGAAACUACCAGGUCAACGUCGACCUACACCACAGCCAGCCAAGACAGAGUUACAACGUCGUUUUCAAGGUCUGGCACCACAAAACGCUGUUGGCCCAGUGCUCGCGUCCGCUGCGUACCAAGAAGGCGAUUUCGCUCAGCUUACUGGAGAUGCGCUGCCAGCUGCCGGCACUGACGAAGCUGCGUGUCGAGUUCCUGGCACCCGGUUUUGCCUUCCACGAGAGCCGCAUUGUGCUGCGUCUUCUACAGUAG